Molecule: messenger RNA, 966 nt
Organism: Neltuma alba
Lineage: Eukaryota; Viridiplantae; Streptophyta; Magnoliopsida; Fabales; Fabaceae
Product: LRR receptor-like serine/threonine-protein kinase GSO1
Exons: 2
Coding region: 1-966 (321 amino acids)
Molecular function (GO): protein binding
Source: RefSeq, a predicted model, not a curated record
AUGACAAAGAUUGUGGGUGCUCGCUGUUGUGUUCUCGCCGGAGAAGAAGAAAGUGGUGCUGAACGCCCAGAGGGGCUGAUCUCCCAAGAACAGGGGAGAGACCAAUGGCAGGAGGGGCACUUGUCAGAGAGGAAGCUGAAGCAGCAGCAUCGACGGUGCCUACUAACGGUGGUUCGAAAGAACGUUUGGGGUGAACUCCACCUAUCUUUGCUUGAGUUUCUUAAUUACUUGGAUUUGAGCAAUCAUGACUUCCGCGCUAUUGUCCAAAAUGAUCAUGUGGAUAUCACAAACUCUACCAACCUAUCUCUGGUUGAACGCCAAAAUUCUUCCAAUCUUCAUUAUCUCAGUUUAUCCAAUAAUGAAGAUCUUCACUUUGAUAAUCUUCAUUGGCUUUCUUGUGUUCCCUUCUUGGAAUAUCUUGACUUCAGUGGGAUAAAUCUUCAAGGAGAACUUGACUGGCUUCAAUUAGCAACUCUACUUCCCUCCCUCACAGAGCUAUAUUUGGAAAGUUGUCAGCUUAGAAACAUAAAUCCAUCUCUCCAGUUUAUCAAUUUUACUUCGCUUGAGGUUCUUAUCCUCACUAGUAAUGAAUUUAGCUGUGACUUCUUUCCCAACCGGUUGUUCAAUCUUAGUGGUGUCGCUGUUCUCAACCUGCGCUCAAAUUAUUUCGGAGGGGGGUUCCCAGAGGGUUUAUUGAACCUCCGGAAAACACAAGAAUUGUCUGUGGGGGACAAUAGACUCAGUGGGCCAAUUCCCGACUGGUUAGGACAACUUGAACAUUUACAACUUCUCGAUCUCAGUGAAAAUUUCUUUUCUGGCCCCGUUCCUUCGACUUUGGGAAAUCUGUCAUCCUUGAAAACCUUUAUUGUCAGGUCUAAUCACUUGAGUGGUGCUCUUCCUAUAAGUCUUGGACAACUCUUGAAUUUGGAGGAACUAGAUUUUAGUGAUAAUAACUUGACGGGGUGA